Messenger RNA from Acanthosepion pharaonis, 2643 nucleotides. NCBI's taxonomy places the organism in Eukaryota, Metazoa, Mollusca, Cephalopoda, Sepiida, Sepiidae. The record is from the annotation of a GenBank genome assembly.
AUGGUUCUUUUUUCUUUUGUUUUUCCCAUAAUUCGAUCUUUACUUGCCAGUCAUCAGUUCUCAUCAUCUGCCUUCUCUUCUUCUUCGUCUUGUUCUCUUUACACUUCUUUAUCAUUACCUUUUCUUCUCCCUCUUCCUCUUUCAUCACUCUUUUUCUCUUCUUCUUUCCUCUUCACUUUAUUCUUCUUCUUCUUCUUCUUCUUCUUCUUCUAUUUUCUUAGUUUUUCUCUUCUUCUUUCCUCUUCACUUUAUUCUUCUUCUCCUUCUUCUUCUAUUUUCUUAGUUUUUCUCUUCUUCUUUCCUCUUCACUUUAUUCUUCUCUUCUUCUUCUUCUUCUUCUUCUUCUUCUAUUUUCUUAUUUUUCUCUUCUUUCUUUCUCUUCACUUUAUUCUUCUUCUUCUUCUUCUUCCUAUUUUCUUAGUUUUCUCUUCUUCUUUCCUUAUUCUUCUUUCUUCUUCUUCUUUCUUCUUUUUCUUAGUUUUUUCUCUCUUCUUUCCUCUUCUUUUCUUUAUUCUUCUUCUAUUUUUCUUCUUCUUCUUUUCUUUAUUCUUCUUCUUCUUCUUCUUCUAUUUUCUUGGUUUUUCUUCUUCUUUCCUCUUCCGCUUUAUUCUUCUUCUUCUUCUUCUUCUUCUUCUUCUUCUUCUUCUUAAUUUUUUAUUUUUCUCUUCUUCUUUCCUCUUCACUUUAUUCUUCUUCUUCUUCUUCUUCUAUUUUCUUAGUUUUUCUCUUCUUCUUUCCUCUUCACUUUAUUCUUCUUCUCCUUCUUCUUCUAUUUUCUUAGUUUUUCUCUUCUUCUUUCCUCUUCACUUUAUUCUUCUUCUUCUUCUUCUUCUUCUUCUUCUAUUUUCUUAUUUUUCUCUUCUUCUUUCCUCUUCACUUUAUUCUUCUUCUUCUUCUUCUUCUAUUUUCUUAGUUUUUCUCUUCUUCUUUCCUCUUCACUUUAUUCUUCUUCUUCUUCUUCUUCUCCUUCUUCUUCUAUUUUCUUAUUUUUCUCUUCUUCUUUCCCUCACUUUAUUCUUCUUCUUCUUCUUCUUCUAUUUUCUUAGUUUUUCUCUUCUUCUUUCCUCUUCACUUUAUUCUUCUUCUUCUUCUUCUUCUUCUUCUUCUUCUUCUUCUUCUUCUUCUUCUUCUAUUUUCUUAUUUUCUUUCUUCUUUCCUUCUUUUAUUUUUCUUCUUCUUCUUCUUCUUUUUCUUUUUUUUCUUUCUUUUUUCUUCCUUUAUUCUUCUUCUUCUUUCCUUCUUCUUCCUUUUCUUAUUUUCUCUUCUUCUCCCUUUUCUCCUUCUUCUAUUUUCUUAGUUUUUCUCUUCUUUCCUCUCAUUCUUUAUUCUUCUUCUUCUUCUUCUUCUUCUAUUUUCUUAUUUUUCUUCUUCUUUCCUCUUUUCUUCUUCUUCUUCUUUAUUUUUCUUAAUUUUCUCUUCUUCUUUUCCCCUUCUUCUUCUUCUAUUUUCUUAGUUUUUUCUCUUCUUCUUUCCCUUUUGUUCUUCUUCUUCUUCUUCUAUUUUCUUGAUUUUCCUUUUUCUUUCCUCUUCCUUUUAUUCUUCUUCUUCUUCUUCUUCUUCUUCUUGCUUUUCUUCUUCUAUUUUUUAGUUUUUUCUUCUUUCCUCUUCCUCUUCUUCUCCUUUAUUCUUCUUUUCUCUUCUUUUCUUCCUUUAUUUUCUUAUUUUUCUCUUCUUCUUUCCUCUUCACUUUAUUCUUCUUCCUUCUUCUUCUAUUUUCUUAGUUUUUCUUCUUCUUUCCUCUUCUGUUUUCUUCUUUCCUCUUCUUCUAUUUUCUUAUUUUCUCUUCUUCUUUCUUUCACUUUAUUCUUUUCUCUUCUUCUUUCUUUCUUCUUUUUCUUUUUUUCUUCUUCUUCUUCUUUCUUUAUUUUUCUUCUUCUUUUCCUUUCUUUCUUCUUCUUUUCUUCUAGUUUUUUCUCUUCUUCUUCUUUCCUCUUCACUUUAUUCUUCUUCUUCUUCUUCUUCUUUUUUAGUUUUUUUCUUUCUUUCCUCUUCCUUUCUUCUUCUUUUCAUUUUUUCUUCUUUUUUCUCUUCUUUCCUUUCACUUUUUCUUCUUCUUCUUCUUCUUCUUCAUUUCAUUUAUUCUAUAUUCUCUCAUUUUUCUUCUAUAACUUCUCUUUUUUUUCCUUCUUCUUCAAAAUUUCUUUUUUUUCUUCUUUUUCUUCUAUUUCUUUUUCUUCUUUUUUUUCUUUUCUUUCCCUUUUCUCCUUUUAUCAUUUUUUUUCUUCUUCUUUCUUCCUCUCUUUCUUCUUCUUCUUCACUUCUACUACUACUAUCUGCUUCGUCUUCUUCUUCUAUUUCUACUUUGUGUUCAUCAUAUUCUUCCUCUUCUUCUUCUUGUAUUUCUACUUUCUCCUUCGUAUUCUUCUUCUUCUAAACUAUCUUCUUAUUUUCUUCUUCAUCAUCUUGUAUUUCUACUUUCUUCUUCGUCUUCUACUUCAAACUCCUCUUCUCCUUUUCUUCUUCUUCUUCUUCUUCUUCUUCUUCUUCUUCUUUUUCUUCUUCCGCUUUCUUCUUCGUCUUCUUCUAAUUAUUCUUCUCCUUCUUCUUCUACUUUCUUCUUCUUCUUCUUCUUUUGAUCCUAAAACUUAUUUCUUUUUAUCGUAUUUCUGCUUUCCAUUUUUUCUCUUCUCCUUCAUCUUCUAA